AUGGAGGCCAAACAGUUUGAGACCUUGAAGGAAACCCUAUGGGACUUCAUGAAGACGGAGAUUUAUCCCAACGAACUGCUUCACAUCCAGCAGGUGAGGGAGGUUCGGGCGAAGGGCCCGAGCCAGUGGCGGCAGCCGCCCAUCAUCGUCGAGCUGCGUGAGAAGGCGAAGGCCAGGGGCCUUUGGAACCUUUUCCUGCCUGUAGACUCGGCCAAACUGGCGGGGCGCCGCGGCGGAGGCCUCACAAACCUGCAGUAUGCUGAGUGCUGUGAGAUCAUGGGGACCGCCAACCAUGCCGAGUUCGCGGCAGAGGCUUGCAACUGUGCGAGCCCAGACACUGGGAACAUGGAAGUACUGGCCCGAUUUGGCACGGAGGAGCAGAAGAAGCAGUGGCUGGCCGGGUGA
Messenger RNA from Symbiodinium sp. CCMP2592, 405 nucleotides. The record is from the annotation of a GenBank genome assembly. NCBI's taxonomy places the organism in Eukaryota, Dinophyceae, Suessiales, Symbiodiniaceae.